Messenger RNA from Astrephomene gubernaculifera, 2356 nucleotides. The record is from the annotation of a GenBank genome assembly. Lineage: Eukaryota; Viridiplantae; Chlorophyta; Chlorophyceae; Chlamydomonadales; Astrephomenaceae.
AUGCGACCACAAAGUACUUAAUCACACCAGGAUUUUUACAUAAUCCAGUGCGCGUGCUGCAAAGUAUCUAAGUCAGGUCUUAAGGAAAGGCGCACUGCCUGAUCCGAAUACUUCAUUGUUAACAGAAGCCUUAGUUGUAAUGAACAGUCCCGUUAUCGUGCCUGUAACGUUGAAAGAUCUUUGGAGGCGGGAAUUCAUGACCGCCCGGCCUUGCUAUUAAGCAAUUUAAUUUUUUUACACAAAAUAUACCUGCACAUGUGUGAAACAGUAACUACUGGCAAAACGACCCAACCCCGAAAGGCGCCCGCUGAUGAGGAGCGACGGAGGCUGCUUCCAUCGUAUCAUUACACUCUAAAGCACCGUUGGGCGAUUAAGCUGAACUUUUUGUCGGGUAUCACGCUGCUCCCAUGGCUGACGCUGCUCGUACGGCACUGGAGGUCCAUCGACUGGCGGGUGUAUCUGCACCGGGUGCUUUUCCUGACCUUCAUGGCGUGCCUCAACUCCUUUCUGGCGCUCUUUGAUUGGCUGUUCUUCUCCGCCCAUGUGGCUGCCCAGCCUCUGCACCCCGAGCCCCUCUUCAUCCUGGGCCACCCGCGCACCGGCACCACCCACCUGCACAACCUGCUAGCGAACGACCCACGGUUCGCUUUCGCCACCACCUUCCAUGCUGGCUUCCCCUCCUCCUUCUUGUCUCUGGAGCCGGCUCGCGGGCUGCUGUCGGGGCUGCUGGAGCGGCGCCGACCCAUGGACCACAUGGCUCUGCACUGGGACCUGCCUGCGGAAGAUGAAAUUGCGGUCAACGCGUUGACCGGCGGCGAAUCGCCGUACCUUGCGCUCGUGUUUCCGCGGCUGUGGCGGUCGCUGCUUCGGAGCUACCUUACCUUUGGGGCGUCAGCAGCAGAGGAGGACGAGGAUAAGGACGUCGCUUCCGCAGGGGACACUAGUGGCCCACGGGUCACGGCGGCCUUCCAGCGGUGGCUUGCUGCUUUCAUGUGGUUCAUGAAAAAGGUCACCUACCGUCACGUCCGCAACCGGGCCGCGGACCGCAACCCGGGCAGCGGCAGCAACGGCACCGCGGACCCCGCCGCCGCACCUGGCGCGCCUCCGCCGCCUCCCCCGCUGCUGAUCAAGAGCCCGGUGCACACCGCCCGCCUGCGCACCUGGCUGAGGCUCUUCCCGCGGGCCCGCUUCGUGUACGUGCACCGGCACCCGCUGGAGGUAUUCCAAUCGGCUGCCAACAUGGCCGACACGUAUUACUGGUACACCUACCUUCAACGGCCAACCAACACCGACACCAACGACUUCAUCAUGGAUCAGUACGACAUCCUUUACCGGUCCUACAUGGCGGAUCGUGAGCACGUGCCAGCGGGCCGGUUGGUGGAGGUUUCUUUUUCGGAUCUGGAUUCAGAUCCCCUCGCCGUACUGCAGCGAAUCUACAAGCAGUUUGGGUGGGACGAGCAAUUCGACGCCGUACGGCCCCGCUUCGAGGAGUACGUGGCAAGCCUGGAAGAUUUCAAGAAGAACCACUUCAACCGACUGUCACCCGAGGCGGAAGCCGUCGUACGAAAGAGGUGGCGGGAGUCCUUUGAGGCAUUUGGUUAUGCCUGAAGCGUGAGUGACAGGGAAUGCCUUAGCUGGCGGUUACCAGCAGGAAGGUGCUUUGGGUUUCGUCCAUGGGGCUGUCGGUUGUUGCUGGGGUUCUUUAACACGCGAUGCAGGCUUGAGGAGCGUUUAGGCCUUAUUGAGGGGAGGUGUGGAGGGAGUAGUCAUGCAUGUAGGAAGUGGUAAGAAGGUAGCGCAAGGAGUUGGAAGAUAACACCACACUUGACAGCUAGCUGGUGCGUGGCAGCAGUAAGGACUCCUCUGAGAGCGUCAAGGUGUAAAUUCUCCCUCUUGGCUUCGCGGCAUAAAUAGGAAGUGUUCUGUGGGGAACUUGUGUGUGGGCCGUAACGUUCUUGCUCCAUUGUGCCAUGUAUGUCGGCUGGCCUGCCAUAUAUUCGCCAAGUAUAGUUUUUCCAGCGGGAUGUACGUUUAGGCUGUACGUGUCUCUUGCGUGUCUUUUUUAUAUCCAUUGUUGGUCUGCGUUUGUUGAGGGUUUAGAAUUGCCUUAGAAGUUUUGCAUGGGGUGCUUGCAUCUAUGGUCUACAAAUCCAAGCGCCAAGCAAGGAACAUGCAACUGGAGAAUACGGGUCGCUCAACGUCUGUACGCCAAUCUCUUAGCCUGCGCGUUUUACGCAUGCGUGUGACUGCCUUUCCAGUGUUGCCCAUUGUCAUGGCUGCCUGCCUGCAUGCAUGCAGGCUUCUUUGGCCUGCAGUACGACGCCUGAGGCACGUAUCGAUGUAAAUUGCAUGCGGU